This is a messenger RNA of Rhineura floridana, 3163 nucleotides long. RefSeq names its product doublecortin like kinase 1 (gene DCLK1). The transcript is spliced from 4 exons. Bases 896 to 1696 code for a protein of 266 amino acids. Gene Ontology annotation, biological process: intracellular signal transduction; retina development in camera-type eye; axoneme assembly. Gene Ontology annotation, cellular component: axoneme. The record is from RefSeq and is a predicted model, not a curated record. NCBI's taxonomy places the organism in Eukaryota, Metazoa, Chordata, Lepidosauria, Squamata, Rhineuridae.
UCCUAAGGAUACAGGAUCAGUCUCAGACCCUGAGCCUGGCAAUCCUAGUUCACACCCAUAUUUCCCAUGCUGUGGAGUUGAUCUUGAAAAAGAAAGACACAAAGAGAGAAAAGGAAGAAGACUUUGCUGACACGUGGCUCUGCAUUUUGCUCUAUCGUUCACACGUUAUUUUAAAAAAGGCCUUUCCCUCUGUUUACAUGCUCAGAGGCAUUAUUUUAUUAUUAUUUUACACAUCGCAGAUGGGACUGAAAACAGGUUUUGAAGAGGACCAUGCCUUCUUGAGCCUUGAGGGGAUAAAAAGGACUCCGGGGUGCAUGCCCUGCCCACUUCUCCCUCUCUCUGGCUCUUCUUCUGGUGGGGUUUUCAGGCUCUCUAACGAUUCCCCCUGAGUGAGGCGGAAAGGCGAGCGUCACGGCGGCGGCAUCGGCACCGGCACCGCCGUCUGAGCAGAGGCAGAGUGCUAGAUUAGCUCAGCCUGGUGUGAGAAGAACCGCAUUUCAAUGAGGGACGGGCUAAUGCAAAUCGGGACGGGCUAAUGCAAAUCACUCCCGUAAGUGGGUGGAGGAGAAGAAAGGCGAACCCAGUUGCGGGAGCGACUCGCCAGCCAGCCAGCCAGCCGAGGAAGGGUAACGGGAGGAGAGUCUCAACUCUCAACAAAGCCAGCCGAGCCCUUCUCUUAGGCAGUCACAGUUGCCAAGCCAAGCCGGGUGGGGUAGUAGGGUAGGACGGGGCUGGUGGCGGCAGCGGAGCUGAGCUGAGCUGAGCUGAGCUUUGUCUGUUGAGAGCCGGCAGCGACGAUAUCCACCCCCUUUGCAUCAAGCCAGCCAAAGAGCCUGCAGUUGUGGGGAAGAAGGGAGACGCUUUGCAUUUUCCAAGGCACAGAUUAACUUUCAAGAUGUCCUUUGGGAGAGAUAUGGAGCUGGAACACUUUGAUGAGCGUGAUAAAGCACAGCGGUACAGCCGAGGGUCACGGGUGAAUGGCCUGCCUAGCCCCACCCACAGUGCCCAUUGCAGCUUCUACCGAACCCGCACACUGCAGACCCUCAGCUCUGAGAAGAAAGCCAAGAAAGUCCGCUUCUAUCGCAAUGGGGACCGGUAUUUCAAAGGGAUUGUAUAUGCCAUCUCUCCCGACCGGUUUAGAUCUUUUGAGGCCCUGCUGGCUGAUCUGACCCGGACUCUCUCUGAUAAUGUCAAUCUGCCCCAGGGUGUAAGAACUAUCUACACUAUUGAUGGAGUAAAGAAGAUCACCACCUUAGACCAACUGGUGGAAGGAGAGAGCUAUGUGUGUGGUUCAAUAGAGCCCUUCAAGAAGCUGGAGUACACAAAGAAUGUAAAUCCUAAUUGGUCAGUAAAUGUGAAAACCACCGCCACUUCCCGCACAGUGGCCUCCCUUGCCACAGCCAAAGGAAGCCCUUCAGAUCCAAAGGAGAACAAGGAUUUCAUUAGGCCUAAACUGGUCACAAUCAUCAGGAGUGGUGUGAAGCCACGUAAAGCAGUCCGGAUUCUGCUUAACAAGAAGACAGCACAUUCAUUUGAGCAGGUUCUCACUGAUAUUACCGAUGCCAUCAAGCUUGAUUCCGGAGUAGUUAAACGCCUGUACACACUGGAUGGAAAACAGCUUCUACCUGUGGAUAUUGAUCUUUAUGACCUGUUGCUUUCAUCUUUAAGCUGGUUAAUUACACUUUGUGCAAACUGAGAAGGGAGAGUGCAACUAGAAUAAUUGCUUGUCUGCAUCACUACUGAAAGGUCUCAAAAUCAUCCAUCAGCCUAAUUUGAAUGGAGGAGAGAGUAACUCUGCAAAUGAGUUUUGUAUGUGAUAUUGCAGAUAAGCCAUCUCUUAGCCUUUAGCAGCAACAGUGACUUGACGUGUUUUCUCUUGAUCAAUUAAUACAUCCCUUUUUGAAUGUUUUUAAACCUUCUGUUGCAUUUGUAUGGGAGUAAAACACCCAGAUUAAGUUUAAGCAGAGUUUACUGGCAAGGACUAAUAUUUUAAAAGUGUUCCUGCAAGGGCCAUCACAUGUUUUGAUGUGACAAAUUGGACACUACACAAUAAACAUAAGCCACUGAGAAGACCUUUUUAAAGGCCUGGGAUGUCCCUGACUGUCCAGCCAAACUUCUACCUGUUGGUGUGAAUUAUAAGGACAUAGCUCCUCAUCUACCAUUAUGCCCCUGUGGGAAUAUCUAAUGAUGCAGGAGGGAAGUGAUCUAAGAUCAUCCAAUCCAGCCCCAAUGUGUCAUUGCAGAAUUAAGACUACCUCUUGGAGGAACCCACUCCUGUGCGUAUCACUUGAUCUGAGCAUGUCUCCUGACUCUUCCGGCCUUGACACUGCACCCAGUGCCUCAUUGUCAGGGCUGGCCCAUAGGCAAGAGUCUAGUGUCAGCUAGAAGCCAGAAGCCAUGGGACCAGCCUGUAGUCAAGACCAAAGGACAAAUUAGGAGGCAGGAUUGAGGACCAAACCAAAAGUCAGAACCAAAGAAUAACCAAGGACAUAGGAAUGCACCAGGACAACCUUGUUGCUCAUGCAAGUCUUGGCUGGAAGACUUUUAUACUCCUCCCUGCCCAGGAAGAUUCAACAGCCAGCUUCAAUGGACAGAGUCAGUCUAUGGCCUGAAAGAAAUUUACUGCCAAUUGAAAUUGAGGGGUUGACUACACUGGGCAACUGCACAUGGACGAGCAGUUCCUGACACUUGUACACCCGAGCAACAGGAGAGCGGGUAAUUUUGUUUUUGCUCAAUUUGAGAAUGGUUUAAUGAGUAAUUCCUCCACAGCAAAGAAUGAUUGGAAAGGGCAGCAACGCCAGAAGACUUAGUCAUGCAGAUACCCAGGAGGCAAUCUCCUCUGAGUUCUCUGGACUGGCAGAGAGCCCUGAAUUAUUGGAAUCCUUUUCUCCUUGUGCUGUACUAGCAGUUCUUUCAUGACACACAAUUUGGGCAUAACUGAUGUAGCAUUUGAAUUUGAAGAAUGCAGUAAGCAAAAGUGGCAUAAGUAAGAAGGUGUAUCCAUGAGUAUGGAAGUUCAUGGUCUUGAGGAAUACUGAUUAUGCUUUCUAAAGAAUUUAUUCACUGGACAUCCCUUUUCUUUUUUUGGUUUUGUUUUGAAGGUCACCUUAAUAUAAAAGUUCCAAUAAAAUAAAAUGCCUCCACAUUUCAUUCCAAAGAAAUA